AUAUUUUGUUUUUAUAUUGGUGAUUCGUCACAAUAUUUUUUUACUUCGGCUGCUUUGGCUGUUCUUCGACUUGAAACAUAUUUUGUUUUACAUUUGUUAAAGGUUCAUUCUUUUUAAACUUUAUUAAUAAGUUGAAUAAGAACAGCAAAAUGAAUUGUAACCUAUUACUAGGUGUAUUCGUUAUUUUAACAGUAACAUUCGCAUCUUGGGCAUCCGAAGAAAAAAUUAAUGGGCCGGUUAUCGGUAUCGACUUGGGGACCACAUAUUCGUGUGUAGGAAUUUUUACAAAUGGUCAUGUUGAAAUUAUUACAAACGAACAAGGUAACCGUAUCACUCCAUCAUGGGUUGCUUGGACAGAUGAAGAACGUCUUGUGGGUGAAGCAGCUAAAAAUCAGGGUUCUCUAAAUCCAAAAAAUACAGUAUUUAACGUCAAACGCUUUAUUGGUCGUAAGUUUAACGAUAGUACUGUUAAGGAGGACAUAGCCAAUUUGCCUUAUAAAAUUUUCAACAAAGACAAUACUCCCCAUAUUGAAAUUUCCUAUAAGGGGGAGAAAAAGCACUAUAAACCGGAAGAAAUCUCAGCAAUUAUUCUUCAGAAAAUGAAGUCAAUUGCAGAAGAUUAUCUUGGUAGGCCUGUUAAUCAUGCAGUAAUAACCGUACCUGCUUACUUUAAUGAUGCUCAGCGUCAAGCUACCAAAGAUGCCGGAGUUAUUGCCGGUCUUACCGUUCUUCGUAUUAUCAACGAGCCUACAGCUGCAGCCAUCGCAUUUGGUCUUAGUGAAACAAAAGAGAAAAAUAUUCUUGUGUUUGACUUGGGUGGUGGUACCUUUGAUGUAUCUAUACUUACAAUAGAUAAUGGUAUAUUCGAGGUUCUUGCAACAAAUGGUGAUACUCAUCUAGGUGGUGAAGAUUUUGAUCAACGUGUGAUAAAUUAUCUCUUAGAUAGGUUUAAGCAAGCAACUAAACUCGAUGCAUCUAAAGAUGCACGUGCUAUUCAACGUCUUCGACGAGAAGUUGAACAUGCCAAAAAGACACUUUCUAACCUUCACAAGGUUCACAUCGAAAUUGAAUCGUUUUUCAACGGGCAUAAUUUCAAAGAAACACUUACUCGUGCCAAAUUUGAAGAGUUAAAUAUGCAUCUAUUCAAACGCACUCUGGAACCAGUUAAACGUGUUUUAGAGGAUGCCAAACUUCAAAAGAAUCAAAUCGAUGAAAUUGUGUUAGUUGGCGGCUCUACUCGUAUUCCUAAAAUUCAAUCAAUGAUUAAGGAUUUUUUUGGAAAAGAGCCUAACAAAAGGAUUAACCCUGAUGAAGCAGUAGCUUAUGGUGCGGCUACACAGGGUGCUGUUCUAUCUGGAAUGGAUGAAGCGGACAAGGUGUUACUGUUGGAUGUUGCCCCUCUAUCCCUCGGUAUUGAAACCGUUGGUGGUGUUAUGGCAGUUUUGAUUCCUCGAAAUUCUCAUAUUCCUAUUCGUAAAAGCUCAACUUUUUCCACGUAUCAAGACAACCAAGAUAGAGUUUUGAUUCAAGUGUACGAAGGUGAACGCACGAUGACCAAAGACAAUCACCUAUUGGGUAAUUUUGAUUUAAGUGGUAUUCAACCAGCCCCUCGUGGUGUACCUCAAAUUGAGGUUACAUUUGAUGUUGACGUUAGCGGUAUUCUUACCGUUAGUGCUGAAGAUAAAGCAAGCGGGAACACUGAAAAGAUUACUAUUACAAGUGAUAAGGGACGCCUAAGUGAGGAAGAGAUUCAAAGAAUGAUUCAGGAAGCCGAGGAGAGUUACGAGCAGGACAAAGAAGCAAAGGAACGCGCUGAAGCUCGUAACUCAUUAGAAAACUAUGCAUAUACAGUGCGAAAUAUUAUAAAUGAUGAAGAGAAAUCUUCUAAACUAUCAGAAGAAGAAAAGAAAACAGUUGAAAAGGCUGUUAAGGAUGCUAUUAAAUGGCUCGAUUUGAAUCCUUCUGCAAAAAAAGAAGAACUAAAUGAACAAUUAAGUUCUCUACGAGAUGUUACUGCACCGAUCAUGUCGAAGACGAGUACCAUGGAAAAUUCUUUUGAUGACUCUAACAUGUCAGAACAUGAUGAACUUUAGUUUUUCAAUAUAAGCCUUAUAAGUGUAGAUUA
Schistocerca gregaria is the source of this 2125-nucleotide messenger RNA. RefSeq names its product luminal-binding protein 2-like. The record is from RefSeq and is a predicted model, not a curated record. Lineage: Eukaryota; Metazoa; Arthropoda; Insecta; Orthoptera; Acrididae. Bases 150 to 2093 code for a protein of 647 amino acids. The transcript is spliced from 5 exons. Gene Ontology annotation, biological process: endoplasmic reticulum unfolded protein response; protein refolding; cellular response to unfolded protein. Gene Ontology annotation, cellular component: nucleus; endoplasmic reticulum lumen; endoplasmic reticulum chaperone complex. Gene Ontology annotation, molecular function: ATP-dependent protein folding chaperone; heat shock protein binding; misfolded protein binding.